Messenger RNA from Sphaeramia orbicularis (orbiculate cardinalfish), 369 nucleotides. Its product is annotated as trace amine-associated receptor 13c-like. Gene Ontology annotation, molecular function: trace-amine receptor activity. The transcript has 3 exons. Gene Ontology annotation, cellular component: membrane. NCBI's taxonomy places the organism in Eukaryota, Metazoa, Chordata, Actinopteri, Kurtiformes, Apogonidae. The coding region runs from base 1 to 369 and encodes 122 amino acids. Gene Ontology annotation, biological process: G protein-coupled receptor signaling pathway. The record is from RefSeq and is a predicted model, not a curated record.
AUGGAAACGCUGGAUGAAGCCGAGUUCUGUUUUCCAUCGUUCAACAACUCCUGCAGGAAGACGAUUCGACCUCAUGUGGAGGCCACACUCAUCUACACCCUCCUCUCCUCCAUCACUCUGGUCACUGUGGUCCUGAACCUGCUGGUCAUCAUCUCUAUCUCCCAUUUCAGGCAGCUCCACACCACCACCAACCUCCUUCUCCUCUCUUUGGCUGCCUCAGACUUCCUUAUGGGUCUUCUACAGAUGCCAGUUGAAAUCCUCCUUUUCCGAGGCUGUUGGAUCCUGGGUGAUUUUGUAUGCAGCUCCACACCACCACCAACCUCCUCCUCCUCUCUUUGGCUGUCUCAGACUUCCUUGCAGGUCUUCUAG